Salvelinus sp. IW2-2015 is the source of this 881-nucleotide messenger RNA. RefSeq names its product amine sulfotransferase-like. The record is from RefSeq and is a predicted model, not a curated record. Gene Ontology annotation, molecular function: sulfotransferase activity. Bases 165 to 881 code for a protein of 238 amino acids. The transcript has 6 exons. NCBI's taxonomy places the organism in Eukaryota, Metazoa, Chordata, Actinopteri, Salmoniformes, Salmonidae. Gene Ontology annotation, cellular component: cytoplasm. Gene Ontology annotation, biological process: sulfation.
CUUCGGCCUCGUGCCUUCUCACACGGCUGGAGGUGUAUGGUUAUUCCCUGUUGUGUGUUAAUGCUUACAUACAUAGAUCCAGAUUGUUUGAAUGAGUGGGCCUUUGACUAUGUCUUGUCUUCUCAGAUCAUUUGGAUUCCACUGAUCCCCAGGUUCUGGACUAUAUGCUGGUUCCUCACCGGAACUUCAACCUGAUCAAUGAGAUCCGAGACUCCGACAUAUUCGCCGUCACUUAUCCCAAGUCAGGGACGAUCUGGAUGCAGCAGAUUCUGACUCCGAUAGAAGCCAAAGGUGAUGUCACUCCAAACACAGAGCAUCUCAACGCGCAGCGCGUCCCAUGGAUCGAGCUGAUUGGCAGUGAGAAGGAGUUUAACGCCACCCCUUCCACCAGGCUAUGGGUCACCCACCUGCAGUACAAGUUCAUGCCGCUCGCCGUCAGACAAAAGAGGGGAAAGGUGAUCUAUGUGGCCAGAAACCCUAAGGAUGUUCUCGUGUCCUAUUACCACUUCCACAAAUAUGCAGCCAUGCUGGAGAUGCCGAAGGACUUCAAUGAUUUCUUUGAGAAAUUCAUGGAAGGGAAAGUUUUUGGGAACUGUUGGUUUGAGCACAUCAAGACGUGGUACGCUAAUAGAGACAACAUGAACUUCCUCUACAUCACAUAUGAAGAGAUGAUCAAGGACCUGCGCUCCAUGGUGGAGAGGAUGUGCAGGUUUCUAGGGAAGGAUUUGAGAGAGGAGCAGAUGGCCAGUGUGGUGGAACACAGCACCCUUAGGACCAUGAAACAGAACCCACAGGCUAACUACAAGACAGUGCCCGACUCCCUGCUUGACCACAAGGGCACGUUUAUGAGGAAAGGAAUGCACGUCACACCUUUGUCUUGA